UUGCCUUUUGAAGGACCCUUUCCGGUUUCCGCCAUCUGCGCGCUGGUGGUGGAUCGAACAUCAAGAUGCAGAUCUUCGUGAAAACCCUGACGGGGAAAACCAUCACCCUUGAGGUUGAGCCCUCUGAUACCAUUGAAAAUGUCAAGGCCAAGAUUCAAGACAAGGAAGGCAUUCCUCCUGAUCAGCAGAGAUUGAUCUUUGCUGGGAAGCAGCUGGAAGAUGGACGCACCCUGUCUGAUUACAACAUUCAGAAGGAGUCUACACUGCAUUUGGUACUGAGGCUGCGUGGUGGCGCUAAGAAGAGAAAGAAGAAGUCCUACACCACUCCCAAGAAGAACAAGCACAAGAGAAAGAAGGUCAAGCUCGCUGUGCUCAAAUACUACAAGGUCGAUGAGAAUGGUAAGAUCCACCGUCUGCGCCGUGAGUGUCCUGCAGAUGAGUGUGGCGCUGGGGUGUUCAUGGCCAGCCAUUUCGACCGCCAUUACUGCGGGAAGUGCUGCCUGACCUACUGCUUCAACAAACCAGAGGACAAGUGAAGUGCAGCCCUGACAACAUGCUCUGUUGUAAACAAGAGAUUGUUUAUGGAGUUUGUACUUUGUAAAUAAAGAUGUGGCCUGUCACUCAAAAA
This is a messenger RNA of Xyrauchen texanus (razorback sucker), 628 nucleotides long. RefSeq names its product ribosomal protein S27a (gene rps27a). The coding region runs from base 66 to 536 and encodes 156 amino acids. The transcript is spliced from 6 exons. NCBI's taxonomy places the organism in Eukaryota, Metazoa, Chordata, Actinopteri, Cypriniformes, Catostomidae. Gene Ontology annotation, biological process: modification-dependent protein catabolic process; protein ubiquitination; translation. Gene Ontology annotation, cellular component: cytoplasm; ribosome; nucleus. Gene Ontology annotation, molecular function: structural constituent of ribosome; protein tag activity; ubiquitin protein ligase binding. The record is from RefSeq and is a predicted model, not a curated record.